AGUAAAUAAGCGUGUGAAUAUUAACGAUCUAAAGAGUGGGGACGUACGUUAUAAAAAACGACGUUUCCACACUCUCCUCCAACCAAAAGGAAUCCACCCACAUCACACCUCAACUGUUCUCCCCCCCCCCCCCCCCAUCCCAUUCCCACCCUCUCUAUAUUCUCACCAUUUUCAACUCACAACUUGAACCAAAUCCCCCUUUGCUUUCUUCUUUUGAUCAACUCGCCGGUUUCUGGGUUCCCGGCGGCGAGUGAUGGGUGUGAGCACCAGGUGUUCCCAUACUUCCCACAUCACCGAGAUCAUCAUCACCAGCUUCUUCCGCCACAAGUUUUACUAAACACCUUUUUUUCCUAGUUACAUAUAUUUUUCACAAAAUAUUUAUGGUUGAUUGAGACUUAAUUUGUCAAUAUUUCUUGUGGGUGGUGAUUUCUUUUGGUGUUGAAGCUAUGGCAGCUCGAAGCUUUCUCUUCGGUGGAUCUGUGAUGCUGACGAACAAAAGGGUUCAUUCUUCAUCUGCUGCUGAUCCCUCGUUUGUACCCCGAUCGUCUGCUUUUCAGGGUAUGCUUAGUUUCGAAGAUCAAGGGAAUGGAUCCGGGGGACAAUUUUGGCAAAACGAAGACAAUGGAGAUGAUGAAUAUGAUGAGUACUUUCACCAGCCCGAGAAGAAACGGCGGCUCACGGGUGAUCAAGUUCGGUUCCUGGAGAAAAGUUUUGAGUCGGAUAACAAGCUCGAGCCAGAACGGAAAAUUCAGCUUGCGAAAGAACUCGGUCUGCAGCCAAGACAGGUCGCGAUCUGGUUUCAGAACCGACGAGCCCGUUGGAAGAAUAAACAGCUAGAGAAGGACUAUGAUGAUCUGCAAGAAAGUUACAAUAAACUCAAAGCCAACUAUGAGGAUCUUGUUAAAGAGAAGGAGAAACUAAAAUCUGAGGUUGAAGAAUUAAGUGACAAAAUGAUGCUGCAAGAGAAGGGAACCUCGGAUUCAUCGAGUACUAAAAGCCUGUCUCAACCAAAACCAUGCCAACAUGUUGUUGAGGAAGAUGUAUCCAAAAACACGAACACGGGCUAUGGGCAAAAUGGUAAUUUCACAGAGAAAAUCAACGAGUUGAACAAUGUGGUUUACAACUCGCUCGUUGAACGGGUUGACUCAUCCUAUGUAUUUGAGCAAGAACAAAGUGAUGGAUCGUUGGAUGAAGAAAACACCUUGAGCAAGAUGUUGAUGCCUAAUGUAGACGGUUACACGCAAAAGAUCGAAAUGGACCGGAAUUCAGUGUAUCUCGGGCUCCCUGGAGAUGAUCAAGCCUUUGGUUUUUGGUCUUACUGAGUCAACUCAGUGGUAAAUAACUCAGCUGAAGUCGUUGUAACUCAGUGAUGGUGGGUUUGUGUUUUUAAGGUUUAUGUUUGUGUUUCUUCAAAAUAAGGUUAAAAAUUUGUGCUUUUGUUUUGUAAAUGUACUUGCAUUUUCUUAUAAUAAUGUAAUUCGUAAAUUAUAAUUUUGGGAUUGAGACA
Molecule: messenger RNA, 1507 nt
Organism: Helianthus annuus (common sunflower)
Lineage: Eukaryota; Viridiplantae; Streptophyta; Magnoliopsida; Asterales; Asteraceae
Product: homeobox-leucine zipper protein HAT5
Exons: 3
Coding region: 447-1322 (291 amino acids)
Biological process (GO): positive regulation of DNA-templated transcription
Cellular component (GO): nucleus
Molecular function (GO): sequence-specific DNA binding; DNA-binding transcription factor activity, RNA polymerase II-specific
Source: RefSeq, a predicted model, not a curated record